AUGGCGAGCGAAGAGACGAAGCAAGUAAACGUGCCAGGAGAUGUUGCUCCUGCCGUUCCAGGAAAUGCAUCAGUGCAGCAGGCAUCCGCGAGUGAGGCGUCGACACAGGGCAAAGAGGAAUUGAACCCUGACGGCACCCCGUUGUCAGACAAGCAGCGUCGCAAACGAGCGGAAAAGGCUGAAAAAGAGCGUGUCAAGGCUGAGAAGGCAGCGCGCCUUGCAGCUGAGCAGGAGGCGCGGCAGGCAGCGGAAGUCGAUUAUGCAGCUGACAACUAUGGUGUACUCCCAAUGAACCAGUCGCAAGAGAAAACGAAUGAGCAGCUGAUGGCUAUCGAGGAUAUUCACCCCGACAAGGACGGACAGCCCAUUACGAUGCUCGCACGUCUACAGACGAGUCGCUCGCCCUCGGCAAAACUCGUGUUCCUGACGUUCCGACAGACAAUGCACUGUGUGCAAGCGACCCUGGCUGUGACGCCAGAGAAGGUAUCGCGGCAGAUGACGAAAUGGGCCGCAUCCAUUACGCCAGAGUCGAUCGUGCGUGUGGAAGGUACCAUCACAAAGGUGCCGAAGCCCGUCGAGUCGCCGUCUGUCACCGUCAAGGAAGCAGAAAUCAAGAUCUCACGGAUUUUCGUUGCCGUGCCGGUGACGUGGGAGGGACAGAUUCCUUUCUAUGUCGACGAUGCAACUCGAUCUGAUGCCGAGAUUGAGGCAUCGCAAGACACCCCGCGUCCGCUGCCGCCCAUUGCUCUUGAUACGCGCCUGGACAACCGCGUGCUGGACCUUCGGACUACGACGAACCAGGCCAUUUUCCGGCUGAACCACGGGAUUUGCCGUUUAUUCCGCGAAUUCCUCGAGAACAAUGGAUUCAUCGAGAUCCAUACACCCAAGCUGCAGGGAGCAGCGACCGAGAGUGGUGCAUCCGUGUUCAAGGUUGACUACUUCAAAGGCAAUGCGUUCCUCGCGCAGAGUCCACAGCUUGCAAAGCAGAUGGCGAUUGCCGCUGACUUUGGCCGUGUGUACGAGAUUGGGCCGGUGUUCCGCGCCGAAGACAGUAACACAAACCGGCACAUGACCGAAUUCACGGGUCUUGAUCUGGAGAUGGCGUUCCAGGAACACUACCACGAAGUCGUUGACCUGUUGAACCAACUCUUUAUGUACAUCUUUAGCGAGCUGCCGAAGCGCUAUUCGGCGGAGAUUGCCACUGUGCGGCGCCAGUACCCUGCGGACGACUUCUUAGUGCCAGAAGCGCCUGUGCGACUUGAUUUCCGCGAGGCCAUCCAAAUGCUCCGCGACGCCGGCUACGAAGUAAACGAUCUGGAUGACCUCAGCACAGAGACGGAGCGUGCACUGGGCAAGAUUGUGCGUGACAAGUACAAGACAGACUUUUAUGCUGUCGACAAAUUCCCAUUGGACAUCCGUCCGUUCUACACCAUGCCUGAUGCGAACGACAAGCGCUACUCGAACUCGUACGAUUUCUUCAUGCGUGGUCAAGAAAUUCUUUCUGGCGCCCAGCGUGUGCAUGAUGCCAAGUUCCUUGAAGAGCGUCUGGCUCAGGCGCAGAUUCCAGUUUCUGCUAUGAAGCAUUAUGUGGAUGCCUUCCGCCUUGGCGCUCCACCGCAUGCCGGUGGUGGCAUCGGUCUCGAGCGUGUCUUGAUGCUAUACCUUGGCUUGGGCAACAUUCGCCGAGUAAGCUUGUUCCCUCGUGACCCUAAGCGUUUGGAGCCGUAG
Malassezia globosa CBS 7966 is the source of this 1728-nucleotide messenger RNA. RefSeq lists its product as uncharacterized. Gene Ontology annotation, biological process: aspartyl-tRNA aminoacylation. The transcript has a single exon. The coding region runs from base 1 to 1728 and encodes 575 amino acids. NCBI's taxonomy places the organism in Eukaryota, Fungi, Basidiomycota, Malasseziomycetes, Malasseziales, Malasseziaceae. The record is from RefSeq and is a predicted model, not a curated record. Gene Ontology annotation, molecular function: ATP binding; aspartate-tRNA ligase activity; RNA binding. Gene Ontology annotation, cellular component: cytosol; cytoplasm; aminoacyl-tRNA synthetase multienzyme complex.